AUGCUUCCUUCAUUCCUCCUCUCAUCCUUGCUGUGCUUUUCCACCGUCUCAGCUCUGCCCAACCCAAUUGUGGCAGAACGAGCAUCCUGCGACUGCACUGGCACACGCGACGGCGGCUCCAACUCUAAGGAGUACAUCUGCCGUGAUGCUCGACUCGGCCCAACCAGGCUUCCAAAGAAAUUGCCUUUGAGCACUUUCGUUGAGAGCUACAACCGCUUUGGUGGCCUGACGCCAGCUCAGUUCCUAUUGACAUGGACCGAUGAGAAGGGAUCCUACAGAUACCCACCUCAGAAUGGUUUCCAGCUUGAUGCUGAAGGUAAUGCCAUCAACGGAAGCAUGGUACUUCCCGUCGGAACGCUUGUAGACCGAUUUGGAAGCGAAUACGGAUCCUUUAUCUCUGCAGCUGCUGCUCCCUACUCACAGCGCGCUCUUCCACCGUCAAACCUGGCCACAAACCCUGAUACUCCCGACUUCCCCUACAACUACCACGUGUAUCGUGUCAUCAAGCCGCUACCUGUUGUGGGAGGACCUAUUGCGCCUUGGUUCGGUCAGCCUGGGCUCGGGGCACAGUUCUUUACCGGAGAGUUGGGCAACGUCAAGUUUCUGAUUCAGCAGAGCUACUUGCAAGCAGAGGACCCGCAGGCUCUUGUCUAUAAGUCUGAUGGUUGCGCAUGA
Molecule: messenger RNA, 675 nt
Organism: Fusarium coffeatum
Lineage: Eukaryota; Fungi; Ascomycota; Sordariomycetes; Hypocreales; Nectriaceae
Exons: 3
Coding region: 1-675 (224 amino acids)
Source: RefSeq, a predicted model, not a curated record